AUGGCCGACAUCACCAGCUCAACCGAGCUUGACGACACGGCCCUCAACGGCCCAAUCGACUACAUCAACGCGCUCCCCUCGAAAAACAUCCGCACAAAGCUCGUAGCAGCGCUGAACACCUGGCUCAACCUCUCACCUCAACAACUGACUGUCAUCAAAGAAAUCAUAACCGACCUCCACAACUCUAGCCUCAUCCUCGACGACAUCCAAGACGACUCUGAGCUCCGCAGGGGCAGUCCUACGACGCACCGCGUCUUUGGGUCUGCGCAGUGCAUUAACAGUGCGACGUACAUGGUCGUGCAUGCGGCGCAAAGGGCGCAUAGCGCAAGCAUCGUUUAUCCGGACCUGAUGCCGGUGUUUCUAGAUGGGUUGGCGGAGCUUGCCAAGGGCCAGAGCUGGGAUUUGCAGUGGAAGUUUGAGGCGCGGUGUCCGUCUGUCCAGGAGUAUAUGGCCAUGAUCGAUGGAAAAACAGGGGCCAUGUUUGUCAUGUUGCUCCGCAUGAUGGUUGUUUUCGCUCCGGCGAAGACGACGAUGGAGACACAGACACAGACAGAGACGGAGACACAGACGCAAUCGCAGAGUGCAACCCCAACAAUAUCAGUAAAAUCAUGGCCUCUUUCCGACCUCGAGCGCCUCAUGCAACUUCUAGGCCGCCUCUUCCAAGUCCGUGACGACUAUCAGAACCUUCGAGACGAGACAUACGCCAAGCAAAAGGGGUUCUGUGAGGACCUAGACGAGGGCAAGAUCUCGUUCCCUGUGAUUGCAUGCUGCGAGGCAGACCCCUCUGCGCGUGCGUCGAUGCUAAACCUCCUCGGCGCAAAGAAACAGGGGAAGCGCGUGUCCGAGGCUCAGAAGAUGCAGAUGCUCCGACUGAUUCUGGACUCGGGCGCGCUGCAUCGGACGUGGGAGGUUAUCCAGUGCUUGAUUGAGGAGAUUCGGGCUGCGUUGGGAGUUGUUGAGGAAAGGCUUGGAGCGAGGAAUUCGGCGCUUAGGCUGAUUAUUUUGUUGUUGGUUGAUGUGCAGGCGCCGUAA
Aspergillus calidoustus is the source of this 1032-nucleotide messenger RNA. The record is from the annotation of a GenBank genome assembly. Lineage: Eukaryota; Fungi; Ascomycota; Eurotiomycetes; Eurotiales; Aspergillaceae.